GGGGGCAGCGGCGGCGGCGGAGCUGCGGGACGGGAGCGGGGCCGUCACGGGAGAUCACUCUGGUCCCCAGCUCUCCAUGCUGACAUGGUAACGGAACGGCGGCUCUCAGCGGCGGGCAGGCAGGGACAGCUGCAGAGAGGCUAGUGCAACUGGCAGGGUCCAUCUCGGAUAGAUGCGGAUGAUGCCAGAGCUAUGACAGGGAUUGCAGUCCUGGCACUGAGGGGUGAUCAGUUAUGGAACAACUACAGGAGGAAGUACCUGAGGUCAGGGAAGAGGAGGAGGAAGAGGAAGAGGCAGUGACAGUGCCUAGCGGAGCCUCGGACCCAAGUGUAGGACCAGACAGCUCACUGCCCUCGAGCAGCUACACCGACCUUUCACAGAGCUCCUCUCCCUCCCUGUCAGACCAACUGCAGAUGGGCUGUGAGGAGACGGCCUCGGGGGCGCUGAACGUGGAGUGCAGAGUCUGUGGAGACAAAGCCUCGGGCUUCCACUAUGGUGUGCACGCCUGCGAGGGCUGCAAGGGUUUCUUCCGCCGGACGAUCCGCAUGAAGCUGGAAUAUGAAAAGUGUGAGAGAAGCUGCAAGAUUCAGAAGAAGAACCGGAAUAAGUGCCAGUACUGCCGCUUCCAGAAAUGCCUCUCGUUGGGCAUGUCACAUAAUGCGAUCCGCUUUGGCCGCAUGCCGGAAGCAGAGAAGAGGAAGCUGGUAGCUGGGCUGACGGCAAGUGAGAUCAGCUGCCAGAACCCACAGGUGGCCGACCUGAAAGCUUUCUCCAAGCACAUCUACCAUGCCUACCUGAAAAACUUCAACAUGACCAAAAAGAAAGCGAGAGGUAUCUUGACCGGGAAGGCCAGCAGCACCCCACAGCCUUUUGUGAUCCAUGACAUGGACACCCUGUGGCAAGCAGAAAAGGGGCUGGUCUGGAAACAGCUGGUGAAUGGGAUCCCCCCCUACAAGGAGAUUGGCGUGCACGUCUUCUACCGCUGCCAGUGCACCACUGUAGAAACUGUGCGGGAGCUCACCGAGUUCGCCAAGAGCAUCCCCAGCUUCAUAGGCCUCUACUUGAAUGACCAAGUGACUCUGCUGAAGUAUGGGGUGCACGAGGCCAUCUUUGCCAUGCUGGCCUCUAUCAUGAACAAGGAUGGGCUGCUGGUGGCCAACGGGAAUGGCUUCGUGACCCGCGAGUUCCUGCGUAGCUUGCGCAAGCCCUUCAAUGAGAUCAUGGAGCCCAAGUUUGAGUUUGCUGUGAAGUUCAAUGCACUGGAGCUGGAUGACAGCGACCUGUCUCUGUUUGUGGCUGCCAUUAUCCUGUGCGGAGACCGUCCCGGCCUGAUGAACGUGAAGCAGGUGGAGGAGAUCCAAGACAACAUCCUCCGAGCGCUGGAGUUCCACCUGCAGUCCAACCACCCGGACGCCCAGUACCUCUUCCCCAAGCUGCUGCAGAAGAUGGCUGACCUGCGGCAGCUGGUGACAGAGCACGCCCAGCUGGUGCAGAAGAUCAAGAAGACAGAGACAGAGACCUCCCUGCACCCUCUCCUGCAGGAGAUCUACAAGGACAUGUACUAAGGACCUCUUAUUUAUGAGAAUGAAGCCAUGGAUUCCAAGCGAGACUCUUUGUACAAAAACAAAGAAAACCUUUCCCCAUGUCUUCCAUUUCUUCUACUGGAAACUCUUUUCUACAUGACUCCAAUGUACGGUACAUAGGGCAAGGCGCCGGAAGGUUUUGCAGUCACCUCCUGGUAGCUUGAGACUUCCAUUGACACACUAAUGAAUUUACUAAGGCAAAUCAUAAGCUACUGUUUCCAUUUCCUGUGGGGCCUCCAGAGCAGCCGGGUGGUUUGCAUGGCAUGGACAGGGGAUUCCUGCAGCAGCUUGGGGCUAGUGGGGGCUGCUCUGGUUGUUGAGAGCCCCCAGCGUGGUGUGGUUUCCCCGUGGGCAGCAGCAGCACUUGGGGUGUGUCUGUCAUAUUGCACUCUGAAGAUGUAGUCCUGAGCUGUGAAGUUUAGGACAGUGGCACAAAAGGAAGUAUUUCUCUUCCCCAAGGAAAAGCUGGCGUAUUUGAAGACGUGUAUGGCUGUCCUAGCAAAGAGCCUUGGCUGCAGCCCCCCUCUCUGUGCUCCCAGUGCCUCCACUUCAGAGGAACCUGUCCCUUAGCACCUCUGUAUCAAAGAGGGGAGGGAAGGGGUUGACUCAAGAAUUCACCUUCGGAGCUGAGGCCCGUGAUCCUUUUGCUUCCCCAGGCAGUUCUGUGCAGAUAGGAGUUCCAGAAAGGUCUGCGCAGGGCAGGUUUGGGAUGAGGUGGCUGUGCAAGCUCCCUGCAAGCACCAGAGCAAGCAAAGCCUUCAGCAACACCAGCAUGGGGAAAGUCACGGUCAGCCCACAGAGCCCAGGGUGCUGACAGGGUGUUUGUGGGGCUGUGGGGAGGAAGCACAUCACGGGCUGGAAGGUUCUGCAGAAGAGAUCUGGUGAUCCACGGCACCAGCAGAGCAGCCCUGAUGGGGGAACAGCAGCACUGGGGAGCGCAGGAGAUUGCUGCACCCCAACCUGGUGUUGCUGCCACCAAAGUGUGCGUGGCCUUCGCCCCUCUGCUUAAGGCUGUGCCUCAGUUUCCCCCUCCAGGAAAGGGAGCCAGGCUGCCCUUUGCUCAGAAGGGGAAAAUGAAAAUCAAUCAGUGUACUGGUUGCAAAGAGCUUUGCAGCUGUAAAACACAAUAUAAACACCAACUAUUCUUUAGGGGGAGGGAUGCUUCCCCUGUCCUGUUCCAGCCAUACCCUGAGCUUGGGGACAGCUUUGGGUUCUGGCCUUCCCCUCCAUGCUGCUGGGCUGGCAAUCCCACACCUGCUGCUGCCCUCUGCCUCCUCACUGUGCCUCAGUUUCCCCACCCUUACCUCCCAGCCGUACCUUGCAGGGCUGUUAAGGAGUUACCAUUUCUAAAGCACUUUGAAGUCCUCUGGGGAAGGCACCAGAGGUGUGUGCUGCUCCCAGCAUGGGGGUCUGUCCCCAAAGCCCCCUCUGGCUCCCAAAGCUCGGUGGCACCCCCAGGGCAUGUGGACCCCUGCGUUGGUCACCUGGGGAACUUUUUGCUCUUCCCCUCAGUGUAACAACCCUCAAACUGAAAUGUAUAUUUUUGCUAGAAGUACAAACCUCCAGGUGUUUUUAAUAAUAUAAAUAGUGUCUGCAAACUGAUGACUUUAAAUAAAUCUGAACUAAAUAUUUAA
Lagopus leucura (white-tailed ptarmigan) is the source of this 3217-nucleotide messenger RNA. RefSeq names its product peroxisome proliferator activated receptor delta (gene PPARD). The record is from RefSeq and is a predicted model, not a curated record. Gene Ontology annotation, molecular function: zinc ion binding; RNA polymerase II cis-regulatory region sequence-specific DNA binding; nuclear receptor activity. Gene Ontology annotation, cellular component: nucleus. NCBI's taxonomy places the organism in Eukaryota, Metazoa, Chordata, Aves, Galliformes, Phasianidae. Gene Ontology annotation, biological process: hormone-mediated signaling pathway; negative regulation of inflammatory response; cell differentiation. Bases 234 to 1565 code for a protein of 443 amino acids. The transcript is spliced from 8 exons.